CGGUCCUCCCAUCUCUUCUUCUUUUAGUUCCCAAACCCUUAUAAGAAGUUCAACCCUCUCCCGCGUCCCCCAGAUCUGAGGUCACCGGGCAACCGAUAGCCUAAGAUUUGGAGAGAAUUCCGAUCUAAAGGUGCCCUUUUCCCCUUUUUUUCUGAUCGCCCUCUCGUUGCAAUGCGUUGGGUUUGGAAUGAUUCUGACGGGCGGAUUUCUUUAGAAGAGGCGGACGGGAUUGUUGAAAAGAUGCGCUUCUCACGAUUAGUGAGAAGAUGAUGUGGUUAUUACAUCCCGUGCAUGAAAGGGUGAUUGAUUUCUGAUUCUGGGACCUUUUUCUUUGGCUUCGCCUUUGUAUAGGAGGGAGGAUAAUUGGACUGUUUGCCUGUUGGAUGUCAGAUGAUUUAGGAUAGAUGUCAAGAAUUCAAAGGAGAUCGUGGAUGAGAUGAGGGAUGUUAGCAGCGUUGAUGAACCUACUGAGAGCCUGCUGGCUGCCAUCAGAUCGAUAUGUCCACACGGGUUCUGAUGCUGUAGGCCGGCAUGAUGGGCUUCUAUGGUAUAAGGACAGUGGACAGCACACUAAUGGGGAGUUCUCCAUGGCUGUGGUCCAAGCAAACAGCUUGCUUGAGGACCAGAGCCAGAUCGAGUCUGGACCACUGAGUUUGCUUGAUUCCGGGCCAUAUGGCACCUUUGUUGGUGUGUAUGAUGGUCAUGGCGGUCCGGAAACAUCCCGCUAUAUCAACAAUCAUCUUUUUCAGCAUCUUAAGAGAUUUGCAACUGAACAGCAGUCCAUGUCAGCGGAUGUAAUACGAAAGGCAUUCCAAGCUACAGAAGAAGGUUUUGUAUCUCUAGUCACCAAUCAAUGGCCUACUAAUCCGCAGAUUGCAGCUGUUGGCUCCUGCUGUCUAGUUGGUGUUAUCUGUGGUGGCAUGCUGUACACGGCUAAUCUCGGGGACUCCCGUGUUGUUCUUGGGAAACUUGUUAAAGCAACAGGAGAAGUUCUGGCUGUCCAGUUGUCGGCAGAACAUAAUGCUGGAAUUGAGUCUGUGAGACAAGAGUUGCAGUCGAUGCACCCAGAAGAUAAACAAAUUGUUGUUUUGAAGCAUAAUGUUUGGCGUGUGAAGGGCCUAAUCCAGGUUUCUAGAUCAAUUGGUGAUGUAUACCUUAAGAAGGCAGAAUUUAACCGUGAACCCUUGUAUCCCAAGUUUCGACUUCGUGAACCUUUCAAAAAGCCUUUACUCAGCUCAGAACCAUCAAUUUCUGUACAACCACUUCAACCACAAGAUCAAUUUCUUAUAUUUGCAUCUGAUGGGCUAUGGGAGCAUCUCAACAACCAAGAAGCUGUGGAUAUUGUUCAUAAUAACCCUCGCAGUGGAAGUGCUCGGCGGCUCAUCAAAGCCGUGCUUCAGGAAGCAGCAAAGAAACGAGAGAUGAGAUACUCCGACCUCAAGAAGAUCGAUCGCGGGGUCCGUCGCCAUUUCCACGAUGACAUCACGGUCAUUGUCGUCUUCCUCGACCCCAAUCUGGCUAGCAGGGCCAGCUCGCACCGAGGCCCCGCCCUCUCGCUGAGAGGUGGUGGGAUCAACCUGCCUGCUAACUCUCUCGCCCCUUCUUCUUGAUGACUCCCAUGCCAUGUCUUGUAGUAGAUGAAGCCUCAACCUGACUUCCAUGAUAAUGUCCUCAGUGAUAUAUAUGUCAUGUUUUAGCUUGCUUUAUUUUAGCACGUUUUAUGCAGAAAAUAGUUACUCGUGUGUCAUCCAUAGAAUCUUUACUUUGUAUGUAUUACUUUUUGCUCUC
This is a messenger RNA of Musa acuminata AAA Group (dessert banana), 1788 nucleotides long. Its product is annotated as probable protein phosphatase 2C 60. The record is from RefSeq and is a predicted model, not a curated record. Gene Ontology annotation, biological process: peptidyl-threonine dephosphorylation. NCBI's taxonomy places the organism in Eukaryota, Viridiplantae, Streptophyta, Magnoliopsida, Zingiberales, Musaceae. The transcript is spliced from 5 exons. The coding region runs from base 444 to 1610 and encodes 388 amino acids. Gene Ontology annotation, molecular function: protein serine/threonine phosphatase activity; cation binding.